AUGAAUCCAUUAAUUUCUAUUAGUACGACAUUACUGGCCAUUGUAUGUUGUUUAUGUCAGACAGUUAUGGGCGCCGAUAACUACGAUGACAACCAAAAAGUCAAUAUCGAUGUCUACUACGAAAGUCUGUGUCCCGAUUGUAUCGGUUUUAUCAACAAACAAUUGGUACCUACCUAUCCCAAGCUGAGCAACAUUAUGAAUGUCCAGUUGUUUCCCUAUGGUUUUACAGAAACCAAACGGGUUAACCAUAGCGACGGUACCUAUGAUCUGGAGUUUGACUGUCAGCACGGUUUGAGAGAGUGUAUCGGCAAUUGGAUUCAUAGCUGUGUAUUGGACAGUCAGCCAAUAAAUAAGUCAAUUGAAAUAAUUGGUUGUAUGAGUGCUUCAAAAUUAAGUGCUAAUCCCGCUGCCGCUGCUGAGGAGUGCGCCAAAACACACCACUUUGAGUGGCCGGCCGUUAAGGACUGUGCUGCCAGUCCACUGGGCCGCGGGUUGUCCAUGAAAGUGGGUCAACGAUUUUUGGCCCUCAAACCUAAACCAUGGUUUGUUCAUUGGAUUGUUUUGAACGGUCAGCACACGGAAGACAUACAGAAACAAUCGGACAGUGAUUUACAUAAACUUGUUUGCGAUACAUAUAAGGGCACAAAACCAACUGAAUGCAACUGA
This is a messenger RNA of Oppia nitens, 666 nucleotides long. RefSeq names its product gamma-interferon-inducible lysosomal thiol reductase-like. Bases 1 to 666 code for a protein of 221 amino acids. The transcript is spliced from 4 exons. The record is from RefSeq and is a predicted model, not a curated record. Gene Ontology annotation, molecular function: oxidoreductase activity, acting on a sulfur group of donors, disulfide as acceptor. Lineage: Eukaryota; Metazoa; Arthropoda; Arachnida; Sarcoptiformes; Oppiidae.